This is a messenger RNA of Hippocampus zosterae (dwarf seahorse), 5243 nucleotides long. RefSeq names its product neuroblast differentiation-associated protein AHNAK. Lineage: Eukaryota; Metazoa; Chordata; Actinopteri; Syngnathiformes; Syngnathidae. The transcript is spliced from 7 exons. Gene Ontology annotation, biological process: regulation of RNA splicing. Gene Ontology annotation, cellular component: cytoplasm; costamere; nucleus. Bases 265 to 4479 code for a protein of 1404 amino acids. The record is from RefSeq and is a predicted model, not a curated record.
CUCUCACACACACAACAGAGUAUCCGGGCCGGUGACUUGGAAGCUCAGCUGCCUGGAUUCCCCGCGGUCACUUUCAAGUCUCGCUGCCGCACCGCGUUGUGUGAAACACUCAAAGGCGCUCAUGUGGUCCACCUGUUCCCCGCCGCUGCCCGCAUUCCUGCUCAGACGCGCGCGCGCGCGCACACACGGACGGACGGACGGAUUCCCGCGCACGCACGUCGAUGGUUCAUUGGUCACAGUGAGACACGACACCCGUGACGACCAAUGGCCGCUAUGUUCAGUAGGCGCAGACUCUCGGACGCCCUGACGUUGGAGCGAUCCGAGCGGGGAGCCUUGGUCAUUGCCAACAUCGACGACGUGGAUGGAGCUAAUCAAAAGCUGAGGGAAGGGGACGAAGUGGUUGGCGCCACCAUCAAGUUCGACCAACUGAGCAAAGAGGAGGUGAUGGGGGUCCUGAAGCUGAUGGAGCCGUACGAUGACAGAAUCCAAGUGCUCACCAGGAACAACAUGAGCAAGAGCAUGGGGAACCUGGACCAGUUGGCCGUCAGUCCUGAAAUGAUGCUGCGCGAUUCUUACAGCAAGCUCUACAACACCAAAAUCAAGCGCUUCAUGCGGAAGGACUCGCCCGAUGGCCAGAACCCGAGGGACUUUGUGCAGACGCUGCCUCACGCCGCCAGACGCAAGACCAAGCGAGACUCGGACUUGCCUCGCCUGGGGGUGGACUUUGGACGCCUGAGCCCCACCGCGCUCGUCCGGCGUUUCAGCGCAGACUCGGAGACCGGUCGCGCCGCCUACGCGUCGGGAGCAUUUGCACAGGGGGCCAACCUGAACCUCCCGCCUCUGGGCGUGGGCCAGGUGAAUGCCGGCAGACGGAUUCAGGUGCAGCAGCGGCUGAACGAUGGCGGUCGGGCGCAAGCUGGACUCGUUUCUGGAAUUUAUGACGAUGGAGAUGAUGUGGACGCCGCAAUGGCCCUCAGAGGCACUGACGGGAGGUUCCAAGCGUACCGCCUUUCUAACGGCGAUGCGAAAUUUGAUGUGGACGGUUAUGACAUAUCACAGACUAUGCAUCUGGCCGGACCAUCGUCUCGAUUAAAUGCGCCCGGGUUUGAUCUGGAUGGUCGCAGUGCCCGAUCAGGUCUUCGGGGGUCCACGUUAGAUGUGGACGGCCCCUCGGGUGACUUUGACGUCAAAGCGCCUGGGGUCAUUGGGGAUUUCACUGAGCCAAAUCUUCAUCUGCAGGGGGUCACCGCGCCAAUCCCAGCAGUUCGCUCCAAAGUGCCCCCUGGAAAGUACAAAGCGCCCAAGUUCUCCAUGCCAAAUUUUGGUUUACCAACUGUUGAGGUUCCACGCUUUGAUGGGGAUCUGCCUGGCAUGGACAUUUCGAGUCCGGAUGUCAGACUUUCAAAGCCAAACAUCAGAGGUCUGAAUACCACCGACUGGAGUCUGAAAAGUCCAAAGAUAGAAGGCGCCUUCAGUGGUCCUGACUUGGACCUCAAAGGUGCCGGCUUAGAGAUGGAUGCUCCAAAAAUGCCCAAAUUUAGCCGCCCUAACCUCAAAGGACCUGAGCUCGAUGGACGCUUGGAUGGUCUGGACAUGGACAUCGAUGCACCCAAAUUCAAACUUGGCGGUCCCGGUGCUGAUUUCGGGAUGCCUGAUUAUGAUCUUGAUGGCCCCAACCUGGACCUCAGAUCUCCGGACUUGGGCAUCAGUGGUCCAGAUCUUAGAGGUGGAGUCAGUGCAUCUGAUCUGGAAAUGCCCAGACUCAGUCUCAAAGGCCCCAAACUUGACCUCAAAAGCCCAAAUUUGGACAUGCCAUCAGGUAAACUGAACAUGCCCGAUCUGAAUGGCCCCGACCUGAACCUGAAAGCUCCCAAGUUAAAAGGUGGAAUCCAUGGGCCUGACGUGGACUUGCCCAAAGCGGACCUUACAACGCCCAAGUUAGAUAUGAAAACUCCAGACAUUAACAUAGGCUCACCAAAGACCAAAUUUAAGUUUCCAAAACUGAAGAUGCCAAAAUUCAAGCGUCCAAGCCUUAGAGGUCCUGACCUUGAUGCCGACGUUGAUGGUCUGGACAUGGACGCCAAUGUACCCACGUUAAAACUCAAAGGUCCCAAAGCUGACUUGGGGAUGCCAAAAGUUGAUAUUGAUGGAAAGUUCAAAAAGCCAAACUUGAACAUGCCAGAUUUUGAUCUGGACGGUCCCGACCUAGACCUUAAGACUCCUAACCUGGACUUCAGCGGUCCAAAACUCCACGGUGGAAUGAACGCACCGGAUCUGAAAAUGCCUACGCUUGAUCUUAAGACCCCCACACUGGACGUCAAAAGCCCAAACUUGGAUUUGCCUGAUCUUCAGGGUCCAGACCUCAACCUGAAAGCUCCAAAGAUAAAAGGUGGCCUGAAUGGCCCCGACUGGGACUUGCCUAAUGCAGAUCUUAAAGGUGGCAAGUUUGAUCUGAAAACUCCUGACAUCAAUAUGGGUUCACCAAAGGCAAAAUUGAAGAAGCCCAAAUUAAAGAUGCCUAAAUUCCAUCGUCCGAGCCUAAAAGGUCCUGACCUCGAUGCAGACAUCGAUGGUCUGGACAUGAACGCCAAUGCGCCCACCUUAAAACUCAAAGGUCCCAAUGCUGACUUAGGGAUGCCAAAUGUUGACAUUGAUGGAAAAUUCAAAAAGCCAAACUUGAACAUGCCAGAUUUGGACCUCGAUGGUCCAAAGGUAGGUGGUCUCAACCUGGAUCUUAACUCCCCCAACCUGGACCUAAGCGGUCCUAAUCUCCGUGGUGGGAUAAACGGCCCCGAUAUGAAAAUGCCAAAAUUUGAUUUCAAAAGUCCCAAACUAGACCUCAAAGGACCUAAUUUGGACUUGCCGGAUCUGGAUGGUCCAGAUCUUAAUCUGAAAGCUCCAAAGAUAAAAGGUGGCUUUGAUGGCCCAGAUUUGGAUUUACCCAACGCGGACCUUAAAGCUCCAAAGUUAGAUGUAAAAACUCCAGACAUCAACAUUGGAUCCCCGAAAACUAAAUUUAAGUUUCGCAAGCUGAGGAUACCCAAAUUGAGGCGUCCGAGCCUUAAAGGUCCAGACCUGGAUGUCGAUCUUGAUGCUCCGGAUCUGGACAUCAACGCUCCCACGGUCAACCUCAAAGGUUCUAAACCGAACUUGGAUCUAGACAUUGGUGGGAAAUUCAAGAAGCCAAACGUUAAUAUGCCAAACCUGGACGUGAAGAGCCCCAAACUCGACCUCAAGGCGCCAAAGAUGGACCUCAGUGCUCCAGACUUGGACGUCAAGACUCCAGACUUACAGCUGAAAGCACCAAAACUCAAAGGCGGACUCGACGUCAACAGUCCCGAUAUCAACAUGGGCUCACCCAAAGCAAAAAUGAAAAUGCCCAGAAUCAAACUUCCUAAAGUCAAUCUGCCAACCCUGAAUGGACCAGACAUCGAUGGUCCAGACUUUGAUAUCGGUGCGCCAGACGUGGAUUUCGGAAGACCGUCGGGCAAAUACAGGAAGCCACAUUUGAAGGUGCCGGAUGUGGAAUUGUCCGGACCCAACGUCAAAUCCCCCAAAUAUCACGGCAAGCUCAAAGGACCCAACGCCGAAGUAAAUGUCAGAGCGCCAAAAGUCAAAGGAUCUUGGGACACCCCGAAAGCAGGCGUGCCGAACAUGGACCUCAAAGCCCCGACGACGGACUGGAACACCUCAGACAUAAAAUACAGGAAGCCUCAGAUGAAGGUGUCCGCAGGGUAUGACACGGGCCUGGAUGGCAGGGCGGAGGGUCCAGACCUCCGUUUCCCCGACGUGAGAGGUCCAAACUUUAAGCCAACCAUGUCGUAUUUAGACACCAUCGACCUCGACGGAGCAGAUGUGAGUGUGUCAGGACCUAACGCCAAGCUCAGAACUCCCGAUCUGGAGGUGGACGGCUCGAUGCUGAAAUUCAGGAAGUCAUUGCACGGCGGCUCCGGUGUGCCGCUGCCCGGGCUCGACUUGGACCAGGACUUGACUCAUUCCCGCUUUGAGGGAAUGUCCAGGGCCUCGCUGGACGCUGACUUGGGCCACUACGUGGAUUUCACACGUUCGGACCUCAACAUUGACGACUUCACCGGGAAGUACCACAUCCCCAGAGGCAGAGGCUCCGACCUGGACCUCCAGCUGCCCUCGACCUCCAGGGAUGUGACGGGUCAGCUGAGGGGCCCCCGACUCAGCGGCACCCCGCUGAACGCGGACGCCAUCUUGUAUCCGAGCCAUGCCGAGAAGGCCGCUCACACUUUAAACGACGGCCGCUGGUCGUAUUCCCAGAAAAGAGCUCCCGAUACGUCGGACGGAUACUUGGUGACCGUUUUCCCCACGCAGGGAGAAAGCGAGAAUGAGCCAAAGCAAAAGCACGGCACGCUGGGGGGCCUUAACUUUGUCUCCGGCGAUGUCAACCUGGAAGUUCCCGAUCAAGACGAGCUCAAAGGCUCCACGUACCUGUUCUCCAACCUCGUUUAAUCUUAACUGUUCUUGCGCAACAAGGAACAACACCAAACAAACAAAAAACUCAACGAAAUGUUACACUGCAGGCUACUUGUGCAUUCGAGUUGGGUUUUGGCACUGUGCAAUACUAUUUGUUGCUGUAUAAAGAAAGAUUUUUCUUUUGUUUUCCUCAUAUUCUGCUGACAUUCUGAGUUUCCUGCUAGUCCCCUGUCAAUGGUUUCUCCUUCUUCUGUUUUUCUGUAAUUCUUUUCUCUGAUGUUAUUCCAACAGACUUCUGCCCUUCUCCUCUGAUGCUCCUCCUGGCAUUCCUCUACAGUACUUAUGUCAUUCCUGUCUUUCGUCUAACAAAAAGGACCUCUGUGUGUAUGUGCACUUAAUAAAUGCCAGCGAUUCAAACCCAUAAAAGAUCAUGCUUAAUGUUCUUUUUUAAAAUCUUGCUUGUAGUUGUGACGAAAUAAAGCAAUUGUUUGUUUUCAAAAUCAAAGCUGUUCACACUGAGGAAAACGCGGUGUGUCAAAUACUGUCAGACAAAUUCAACAAAACUUUUUUUUCCCCUCUGAAUUUACUUACACCCUGCUUGUACUUACACAUGCAGGAUAUGUCAUGGACCUAAACACUGACUCAGUUGAAGUAUUUAAAUGGCACUGAAUGGAAAAGAAAAACAAUGUUUAUCUUUUCUGUGAUCAGUGGUGUCUGUGCGUGUGUGUGUGUGUAAAACGUAUAUUUAUCAAUGUUGUAGUUGUAAAUGUGAUUUGGCUCAUUAAAAUGACAUGCAAAUA